AUGGUUCCCUACAAUCAGUUGACGGAAGAAAAGACUUGGGCCUGGUUUAUAGGCAUUUCUGUACAAUAUGCAGACACCACCCAAAAGUGCACAUUUGCAGUAUUAAAGCCCUUUUCUGGGACAUCCCUGAAGGACAGUGGUGAAGGAAUAUCUUCCCCGUGGGCACAACUUUGGGCAGUGCACCUGGCUGUUCACUUUGCUUGGAAGGAGAAAUGGCCAGCUAUGGGAUUAUAUACCAAUUCAUGGGCUCUGGCCAGCAGUUUGGCUGAAUGGUCAGGAACUUAAAAACGUAUGGAAAAUUGUUCACAAGGAAAUUUGGGAAAAGGUAUGUAAACAGACCUCUCCAAAUGGGCAAAAAAAAACAUGAAGAUAAUCAUGCCUCAUGCUCAUCAAAGGGUGACCUCAGCAGAGUAGGAUUUUAAUAAUGAAGUGGACAGGAUGACUUGUUCUGUGGAUACCAGUCAGCCUCUUUCUCCAACUAUCCUCAUUGCCCAAGGGGCUCAUGAACAAAGAGGCCAUCGUGGCAGGGAUGGAGAUUAUGCAUAGGCUCAGCACCAUGGACUUCCACUUACAAAGGCUGCUGCUAUGGCCACUGUUGAGUGCCCAAUGUGCCAGCAGCAGAGACUUACACUGAUUCAAUAUAGCACCAUUCCCUGAGGUUAUCAGCCAGCUACCUGGUGGCUUCCAUUAUGGAAGGGACAUUGUUUUGUUCCUACUGGAACAGACAUUUGCUCUAGAUAUGGAUUUGCCUUCCCUGCAUGCAAUACUUCUGAUAAAACUACAAUCCAUGGAUUUACUGAAUGCCUUAUCCACCAGCAUGGUAUUACAUGUAGCAUUGCUUGUGAUCGAGGAACUCACUUCACAGCAAAAGAAGUGUGGCUAGAGGCCCAUGCUCAUGGAAUUCACUGGUCUUACCACGUUCUCCACCAUCCUAUGGCAGCUGACUUGACAGAAUGGUGCAAUGGCCUUUUGAAGACAGAGUACCAACAAGGUGGCAAUACACUGCAGGUAGGGAAUAUUCUCCAGAAGACUGUAUAUGCGCUGAAUCAGCAUCGAAUAUACAGUGCUGUUUCUCCCAUAUUUAGGAUUCAAGGGUCCAGGAUUCAACGGGUGGGCAUGGAAGUGGCACCACUGACUAUUAACCCUAGUGACCCACUAGCAAAAUCUUCCUAUUUCCCGCUCUUAUGCCCUACUGGCCAAGAGGUCUUAGUUCCAAAAACAGAAAUGCUUUCACCAGGAGACACAACAAUUUCACUGAAGUUAAAGUUGCCUUCCAGCCACUGUGGACUCCUCAUGCUUUUGGAACAACAGACAAAGGAUGGAGUGACUGUGCUGGCUGAGGUGACUGAAUCUGACUACCGAGGGGAAACUGGACUGCUACUCCACAGUGGAGGUGAGGAAGAGUAGGAGUAUAUCUGAAAUACAAAAGAUCCCUUAGUAUGUCUCUUAGUCUUAAAUCUACCAUGCCCUAUGAUUAAGAUCAAUGGAAAACUGUAA
Hipposideros armiger (great roundleaf bat) is the source of this 1497-nucleotide messenger RNA. RefSeq names its product long intergenic non-protein coding RNA 3106. The record is from RefSeq and is a predicted model, not a curated record. Lineage: Eukaryota; Metazoa; Chordata; Mammalia; Chiroptera; Hipposideridae. Gene Ontology annotation, molecular function: nucleic acid binding.